Messenger RNA from Moneuplotes crassus, 1563 nucleotides. NCBI's taxonomy places the organism in Eukaryota, Ciliophora, Spirotrichea, Euplotida, Euplotidae. The record is from the annotation of a GenBank genome assembly.
UGCAUAAGGGAGUCUAGGGGUAAUAUAAGGGAAGGUAUUUAUAGAGAAGGAUGUAUUAAGGAAUUUCUUCAAUGUUGAGAUAAAAAUGUUUUGAUCAUUUAAUUGUAAAAUCUCAAUGUUUUCCAAAAAGCGGAAGAAAUAUUUAUUAGAAAUGAAAUCAAGUAAUUUAAAUACUUAUUUUAUUUAGAGGAUAAUUUAAAGCUUACUUUACAGUGGAAGCCUAAAAUUAGUUAUCUAAAAAUCAUAUUUUAUUGACAAAUAUACUCAAAAAUCUUUAUAAAUCUCUCAAAAAGCCUUUAGAUAGCAUAAUGCCAUUCUGGAGAAACAGAAUAGAACUAUAAAUAAAAAAAACUUUAAGCACAAUAACAAAAAAUAGGCAAAGGAAAUUACUACCCAAACAGUAGAAGUUAUGCUGAUAGAGUAAGGAAACAAGAAAAUGAUAAGAAGGCUCUCAGAGAAGCGAGAAAUGAAAUAAUAAACCUGAAAAAUAUUAUUCAAAUCUAUCAAGAAGAUAAAGAAGAACUUCAGAAAACAAUCGAAUGAUUAACAGUUACCUUGGAUAAGAAGGAGCUUGAUCUUUCUAAUUCUAAAUAAGACAAAUGAUUCUUCUCAAGAACUCCAAUGUCAAAAAAAAUGCUAAUCUUCUGCGAAGAUUAACAAAGCUGGAGAGUGAGAACAAAACUCUUCACGAAAAUCUUGAUCAGUGUCAAAGACAAAUCAAUGACCUUGAAGCUGUCAACCUCAAAAACCAAAAAGAAUCCAACGAACUAGAAGAAUCAAGGAAAAUUAAUGAAGCCAGCAUUAAACAGUAUGAAGACAGAUGCACAGAAUUAGCUGAAGAAAAUCAAAAAUUGAAGAAAGACAACGAGCAGCUUCUUCAUGAAAUUGAAAAAUAUAAACACAUGAUCAAAGAAGUUGAUUCUCAUGAUCAAUUGCAAUCAAAAAAUUUAAAGUAAAGAGAAGAAAAAUAAAAUUAAGAAAGAAUUAAUACAUUCUCAGAAUAACUUCGCAAAAUUAACUGAAGAACAUUUGGAGCUCCAGUCUAAAUACUCAGAGCUGCAAGACAAGCUGGCUCAAGCUGAAGUCGAGCCAGAAGUCACUGUUGAAGAGUACAACAAUCUGGCCAUCAAAUAUAAAGAGCUGAAGAAAGAUGAAAACAACAUGAGAAAUAUUCUCAAUACAAUGAUAGGUAUGAAGUAUGAUGAAGAACAGAAACAAAACCACAAGGAAUCGGAAGACCACGAACAGUCGAAAGAACCCAUUCAGCCAGAAGACACAAGCCAAAAAAUCAAAGACCCAGAGCAACCAAACAAAGAAGACGAGAAUCCAGACAUUUGAGAAGUGGACAUGAGCAAAUACGAAUUGGAGUAUUCGUCAGAUGACACCAGGUUCAUUGAUGAAGUAGAUGAAUCACCUGCUCAGAUUAUCUCAAUUAGUCAAAGUGUCAAGGUAGGGCACCUAAAAGCCCAAAGAGCUCCAAAGAUGCUUAAAGCUGUCAAAUACCCAAAUAAAAGAAAGCCAAAAGUCCCUAGAAAAGCAAGAAAAUAUAGAGACAAAAGCUAA